Molecule: messenger RNA, 3178 nt
Organism: Salvelinus fontinalis (brook trout)
Lineage: Eukaryota; Metazoa; Chordata; Actinopteri; Salmoniformes; Salmonidae
Product: hyaluronidase-2-like
Exons: 4
Coding region: 262-1698 (478 amino acids)
Biological process (GO): hyaluronan catabolic process; carbohydrate metabolic process
Molecular function (GO): hyalurononglucosaminidase activity; hyaluronoglucuronidase activity
Source: RefSeq, a predicted model, not a curated record
AGCAGUUCUAAACUCGUAGCGCAUCGUUUCUCUGCUUGGAACUGGGCGCGAUGCGUUGUUUGGAAGAUGGGAUUUUCACGAAAAAUGUAUUGAUUAUAAUAUGUUAUUAGCAAGAAGACUGGUGGAACAUUUCCAUCAUGAGGAGAUAUGUAUACCAGGAUGUCGGCAGAUUCUUCUAUGUCGUUUUUUGUUUGAAACCACACUAGUGGAAUAAACCGCUGUCCUGAUCAAGUCGUCUGCUACAGGGCAGAGAAGGUGGCCAUGGGGGUAGCGCCUCACUCUCUCCUGGCCCUGACUGGCCAGCUGCCCUGGCUGCUGCUCCUGGCUCUGCUCACUCCCUGGAAUGUCCUCGGAGCUGAAGAACUGAAGCCCACUAGAUGUCCCAUGUUCUCCCAGAAGCCUUUGCUCCUCGCCUGGAAUGCCCCGACAGAGGACUGCCGCCCCCGGCACGGUGUGCGUUUCCCACUGGAGCAGUUCCAGAUUGUGGCGUCGCCCAACGAGGGCUUUGUCAGACAAAACCUCACCAUCUUCUAUAAGGACCGGUUAGGGCUGUAUCCGUAUUAUGAGCGGGACGGCACCGCAGUGAACGGUGGGCUCCCACAGGCCGCCAGCCUCACGCAGCACUACGAGAAGAUGCCCGAAGGUGUUCACAAGUACAUAAGUGAACCAAACGCCAAAGGCCUUGCCGUCAUUGAUUGGGAGGAGUGGCGUCCGCUGUGGAUCCGCAACUGGGACGUCAAGGACGUAUACCGGAACCAAUCCCGGCAACUGGUGGCCAACAAAAACCUGGAGUGGCCCCUGGAGCGCGUGGGGAAAGUGGCCCAGCAGGAGUUUGAGCUGUCUGCCCGGAAAUUCAUGCUGGAGACCUUGCGGCUGGCCAAGAGCCUGCGGCCCAACCAGCUGUGGGGGUUCUACCUGUUUCCAGACUGCUACAACCAUGACUACCGGAGCGGCCUGGAGAACUACACUGGCCGCUGCCCUGACGUGGAGGUGGCCCGCAAUGACCAGCUGACCUGGCUAUGGACUGAGAGCACGGCUCUAUUCCCAUCUGUCUACAUGAGCACAGUGCUGCGCUCCACCAUGUUUGGGCGGCAGUUUGUCCGCAACCGGGUGAAGGAGGGGAUGCGUCUGGCAUCGGCGGGUGACGGGCUGGCACGGCCUGUUUUUGUCUAUACCCGGCCUACUUAUGCCAACGAGCUGACUCCGCUGACUGAGACAGACCUGGUGUCCACUAUUGGGGAGAGUGUAGCCCUCGGAGCAUCUGGGGUCAUCAUCUGGGGAGACCAUACCUACGCCAGCAGCAAUGCCAGCUGCUCCAGUCUGAGUGAGUACCUCCGCGGUCCACUGGGCCGGUACCUAUUCAAUGUCUCCACAGCAGCAGAACUGUGCAGUCAGAAGUUGUGCGGCUUCCAUGGCCGCUGCCUGCGCAAACACUCAGACACUGAUGCCUACCUGCACCUCAGCCCCCUCACCCACAGCAUCAGCAGCCAGGGGGGGAGGCUGAAGGUGACUGGGCAACUAAGCCAGGGGGAGCUGGCUGGGUACCGUCAACACUUCCAGUGCCAGUGCUACAGUGGGUACAAGGGCGAGGGCUGUGCCCAGGGAGAGCUGGGGAAGAGUGGUGCUGCCCCUGUCUGGAAAGUCUGGUCUGUGCUGACUCUGCUGCUCCCUCUGGGGCUUCUCACUGUGCGCCACUGAGGCUGGGAGGAGCAGGCGCUGACACUGUGCAAUAUGGGGGAAGCCAUCACCACCACACCUUGGUCCUGGUUCUAGUCCUGGCCUCUACUGGUGCUCAGGGGGCUUCCUGGUCAGGGAUGGGCACUAGCUGCUCUGUGGGACUGAUCCAUGGAGGAGAGGACAUGGGAGUGCCUGCUUCUCAACACGACGAAGGAAGGAGGGGACUGAAGAUACCCCUCAGUACCCUCCAGUUACCCACACAAGCGAAAGGGACAGCAUUUGAAGUUGGCAAAACAACAGGCCUUCUAUUUUGACUUGAUGUUAUUAGUGAGUGGGUGCGCUGCAGGUGUGGCAGAAAUGAAGGUCCAUACUGUAGUGAUCUAUCCCUCCCUUCACCAGAGCUGGAAGACAGCUGUAGCUAACAGCCAUAACUAGAACUAAGAUGCCUGCAAGGUGUAUGAAUGCUAACCAGCUGUAUUAUUGAGUUUGUGUGUGUCUAAGUGAACUGUCGUUAGUUAGAAGUGUACUGGGGUUAAUAGUUCGACUGUAGUUUGUUAGAAUGUGCCUCUUUUUACUUAUGUUGAAACUUAUGAGAGUUGAAUCUUCAACAACAGAGAAGCUAACGCAUCACACAAGAAUGCUACUUUUCUACGAAGAGACUGCCACUGUGAAGAUUCUGUCCAAAGAGACCUGUGCUGUGCUUGGGUAGUCCUACCUCUCGGCUAGACGGCUACACCCUUACCCAAUUCUUAUCUGGUCCAACUGCAGAUACGUCGAGGAAAAUCAACAGCAAUUUUCAGCACCUUUUUGUAAUGGUCUCUUUUUCUAUGGUCAAAUUUUUUUUAUGCCUCUAAUGUUGCUGUGGAAAAUAACUGGAAUAUUUGGAAAAGACUGCUUCAUUUGAAAAUUCAUGACCUUCAGUAAAGCUUAGCAUUGUGGCAAGGAACUAAUUUCAUCUACAUAGCUGUCUGUGUCACACGCGGACUGCUUUUGCAACACUUCAGCACCUCAGUCACAUCAACAAGAAACGACUAAUCUAAGAAUGUGUAAGAAAUGUUUGUAGUCCACAACAUGUUCUUUGACAUUUGUUAACACACCACUCAUCUGCACAGAUGACAGUGCGUUGUGCCUGUCCAACGAGUGUGUUUGGCCUAACGUGUCUGUGGUCAUCAUCCUUAUUGUCAUGAUUCUUAUUCUGGUGCAUCUACAUUUUCUGUGUUGAUGUUUUGUGAGGAUUGUAAACCAAAGCUGAAAGCACUUUCGCUCAUUUUGUCUUUACUCUAUUCUGCCUUCUGUUGCCUGAAACCAAAUUCCUUAGAAAAUGGCUUUGUCCUCUCGUAGGCUUCUUCAGGGGGCCUCCAUGGGCCUCAGUGAGGGUCUGUCGUUUUCACUGCUCUUAUUUAUGUCCCAAACAUGCUUCUCAUUUACUCUCCUACAUGUGCAUUGGAUGUAAUUGUAAUUAGUCGUUUCUUUUUAUUACAUUAAACUUGAAAUAUGAGAA